This is a messenger RNA of Labrus bergylta (ballan wrasse), 3821 nucleotides long. RefSeq names its product netrin g1a (gene ntng1a). The record is from RefSeq and is a predicted model, not a curated record. Lineage: Eukaryota; Metazoa; Chordata; Actinopteri; Labriformes; Labridae. Gene Ontology annotation, cellular component: basement membrane. Gene Ontology annotation, biological process: substrate adhesion-dependent cell spreading; tissue development; animal organ morphogenesis.
UGUGCGUGUGUGUGUGUGUGUGUGUGUGUGUGUGUGAGGGUGGAGACUGGAGGCUGGAGGGGUGGGGAGAGAAACCAUAGGUGUGCUGAGUGUGCGUCUCAUCUAAUCGAGCCACGGAGUGUGUUAUCCUCCCGUCAUCUCCGGCGGGGUGGUCAGUGCUGCUCGUUGCGGUUCUGCGCGGCGCGGCGCGGUGCGGUGCGGUGCGGGGUGACGUCCAGGAGAAGUAGACGCGGAUAUUGUGAGUCUAAUUGGGGAGUUUGUUGUCCCUGCUGAGUGGCUGAAAGCGAUCAGAGCAGAGAGAGAGGUCCGCGUUGAGAGAAUCAUAAAGAGGAGGUGAAAGUUUGUUCUGCAGCUCAUGGCUUUUGUUUCCGCGGACAUCACGAGUGAUGGAGUGACACCUGGAGAGAGGAUGAUGGACACUUUGGCACCCCCCCGCACCCCGCACGAGGCGCGGUGCUGACCCAGCCCCCUGGACGCUCAUCACUCAUUUGUUUAGAAGCGGCAGGAAAAUCCUCCUCUGAUCGUUUUCUUUUACAAACAGCUGAGAGAUGGUGCCGACGUGCGCACUCAUCACGUUCCCGUUCAGCAGCGCGUCUUAAAGAGCUUCGUUCUUCAUCCAGGGUCACUCUGAGCUCGGAACUUGUUGAACGGACUUAACGGACAGGGAGGCGUUCAGGACAUAGCCGCUUGGCCGAGCAGGACCAUGACUGACAGCACGGAGAGCUGAGGAGACCUGUCAAUCAUCUUCCUAUCAGCGUGUCAGAGGGGCUAUCUCCUGCUCCCCUUCCUCCUCCUCCUCCUCCUCCCUCCGUCUUCUCCUCUUAUCUUCUCAAUGGGCUGCUGACCCCGCAGACUCUCCACAAACCUGAAACAGGCAGAAAAACAGCUUUCAAACGGAGCGGCUCCACCUGAGGGGAGUCUGGCAUGCCUCCCCCCUCCAGCUGAGUGAGAGGACCAAGAAGAAGAAGAAGAAGAAGAGGGAUCCCGUGUUCGUACCCCUUCAGGAGGAGCAGUCAUGCGUUUCCAGUUUGCGUUGACGCUGCAGGCGCUGUGGACCGCUGUGUGCCAGGCGGCCAUGCAGCACUACCCUGCAGCGUGGGGUCACUAUGAUGUGUGCAAGUCCCAGGUGUACUCAGACGAAGGCCUGACCUGGGACUACAUGGCCUGCCAGCCGGAGGCAGCAGAUAUGACCCAGUACCUGAAGGUCACUCUGGACCCCCCCAACAUCACCUGUGGAGACCCUCCGGAGACGUACUGUGCCCUGGAGAACCCGUACAUGUGUAAUAACGAAUGUGACGCCACCACAGAAGAACUGGCCCACCCUCCAGAGCUCAUGUUUGACAUCGAGGGUCGUAACCCCACGACCUUCUGGCAGUCCACAUCCUGGAAGAAGUACCCGAAGGCUCUGCUGGUCAACAUCACGCUGUCCUGGAACAAGACCAUCGAGCUGACGGACGACAUCGUCCUCACCUUCGAGUCCGGCCGGCCCGAGCAGAUGGUUCUGGAGAAGUCUCUGGAUUACGGACGAAGCUGGCAGCCGUACCAGUUCUACGCCACGGACUGCCUGGACGCCUUCACCAUGGAGCCCAAGACAGUCCAUGACCUGACCCAGCACACCCUGCUGGACAUCAUCUGCACCGAGGACUACUCUCGAGGCUACGUGUGGAAGUACGAUAAAACUGUUCGCUUUGAGAUCAAGGACCGCUUUGCUCUGUUCGCCGGACCCCGCCUCCACAACAUGGCUUCACUUUAUGGUCAGCUGGACACGACCAAGAACCUGAGGGACUUCUUCACCAUCACAGACCUGAGGAUCCGCCUCCUGAGGCCCGCCACAGGAGCUACGAUGGUGGACGAGAACAACCUGUCCAGAUACUUCUACGCCAUCUCUGACAUCAAAGUCCAGGGCAGGUGCAAGUGCAACCUUCACGCCAACAGCUGUGUGUUCGACAAAGAGAAGCUGAGCUGUGAGUGUGAACACAACACCACGGGGCCCGACUGCGGCCGCUGCAAGAGGAACUACCAGGGACGAGCAUGGAGCGCCGGCUCCUACCUGCCCAUCCCCAAGGGCACGGCCAAUACCUGUAUCCCUAAUAACAUUGGUCCAGUUAACUGCGAAUGCUUCGGCCACUCCAACCGAUGCAGCUACAUCGAGCUGCUAAACACCGUCAUUUGCGUGAGCUGUAAGCACAACACUAGGGGGCAGCACUGCCAGCUAUGCAAGCUGGGCUUCUACCGAAAUGCCUCUGCAGAACUGGACGAUGAAAAUGUUUGCAUAGAGUGUAAUUGUAAUCCCUUUGGCUCAGUCAGUGAUCGCUGUAAUGGCACAGGAUUUUGUAUAUGUAAGGAGGGCACUACAGGGCCCAAGUGUCAGGAGUGUCUACCCGGAUAUUUGUGGGACGAUGGCUGCAAAUCCCGGGUGUGUGACAAUGAGCUCCUUCGUUGCCAAAAUGGCGGCGUGUGUGUGAACAACGUCCGCUGUAAUUGUCCCUCCACCUACACGGGCGUGCUGUGUGAGAAGUCCCGCUGUGAGUCAGAGCUGGGGGGCUGCGGGGGGGCUGACUCAGGCCACGCCCCCAUGACUCCACCCUCCUCCCCCCGGCUGCUGCUGCUGCUGCUGCUGCUGGGCUCUGCGCUGCUGAGAGCGGCCUCCUGCUGAACGGACCAGGACCUGGCGGGAGACAUGACCCCGCCCACCUCCUCCACCUUUACCUCCCCCCUCCCCCACUGAAGUACCCAUCAAACCUGAACAUGAGCUUUGAGGACUGAACCGAGCUGCUCGCCGCUGUACUCUACAGACACUCGAAAAAGGGAAUGUGCAGACAAAGAGUGCAAAAACUUUAUUUAAUUUAAAGAAUAUAUCAAAUAAAAAAAACAUAUACUUCUAAAAAUGACAGAUAUUAUAAAAAAAGAGCUUAAUAACGAGUAAAAGAGCCCCUCCCCCUCCAAGCCAUACAGGUAUGAGCUCCUUCCACUUUGAGGAGGGAACAUGACAGACUCGCUCACUUCCUCUCUUAUUGCCACGGCAACAACAGCUGCGACCAAUCAGCUCUCCUGCAGCGGCCGCCGAUCUCCCCCUGGGGCGCUUGUGCGAGUUAAAGAUGACUGAAGAGACGCCGCAGACGUCUCAGAGACACACAAACAUUCAGACACACACGGCAUGUUCUUUGCUGUCAGUGCUUUGUGGAUUGAAGGAAAUCUGUCAGACUGCCUCUUUGUGACACAGAACUCCCCUCCCUCUUUCAUCCCCCUCCACAUGUCGACCCCCCCACCUCUCUCUAGCUUCUGUCUCCCCUCUUCAUCCUCCUCCCCUCCCGCCCUCCCUCAUGCUGACACUGACCUGUGCUUUCGUGAACGUUUCUCUGUAAACCCUCGCUGGUUGAAAGAUUCUUCUUUUGUCCGAUGUUAGUGAUGCACAUGUGUAAGAAGCCCCUGCCCCUCCCCCUUCCCCCCACCCCUUCCAGAAAGUUCCUCUGAUUCUUUUUCUAUCUCAGACCAAACACGCUCCCCUCCGUCCAAGGAUAGUCUCCACCUGAGCAGACGAGGAGUGUGUAGAAAACCAUUGGUGUAUUUGCAAGGUCUCUUUGAGGAGCGAGCGCCACAGCGUCAUCGAGUCCUUUUGUAUCUUUGAACUGUGAUAGCAAACAGGCCGCCUUUAAUGUGUCUCCUCCAGACGUCACGUUCUUUUCUUUUCUUCUCUUAUUUGUUGAUCCAACUUUGAGUUGUGCAGUUAUUUCCUUUGUAUUGGCAACGUGCUGGCAUCAAAGAAUCUCAGUUUACAUCAGCAGUAUUAAAGAAGUGUAAUAAACUCCCACCAAAGGACA